UUUUACAUUAUUUGUUUCGCCAUAUCUUUUCACAUAUUGUAAUGAUUUACAUUAAGCGAAAAGUAUUUAAAAAGAUCUAAAAAAAAAACAUGUUGCCGACGAAUAUUUGUCGCACGUGUGCGUUGCAAGAUGACAACUUGUUGGCAUUGGCAACGCGGAGUGAAAAAUACGCAAAGAAAAGUAUUUGCGACAUGCUGCACGAAUUAACACAAAACGAUCCUCUGCUGGAGCAUACAGAUGAUAAGCUACCACAGCAUUUGUGCGGCCAAUGCUUGAGCCAGCUGGAAGCUGCCUAUGCAUUUGUGGUGCAGGUACGCCAGACGCAGGAGCAACUGUUGCUGCAGCUACGUAACGGAUUGCAGACACAGUGCCUGGAUGAAACACCCAUCGAUAUAAGCACAGAGCACAUCAAAAUCGAAGCAGACAUUGACCUAGAUGCGGACAUGGCUGACUUAGUCGAUGCUAAGUUGGAGGAAGAGCAGGAGAAGCAGGUGGCCUUAAAAUGUCAGCCGGCAACUGAUAGCGAUAGCAGUCAAGAUAAUGUGAAGGACCAUCACAUUAGGGUCAAAACCCCUCAGCUGCGGCGCAGUGCACGGCGAGCCAAACUGAGCACAGACAGCGAAAAUGAGUCUUCCGAGCAGGUGAAGCCGUUGACUGUUAAGCGUGGACGCGGUCGUCCCGCACGUCUGGCCAAGAGGGAGACGACCACCAACGAGGACGGGCGGCAUGUGUGCGAGGUGUGCGGCAAGACAUUCUCCUGGUAUCGCGACAUGCAGCGCCAUGCGCGCAUCCACUUUGAGCAGGCGGGUUUUGUGUGCGAGCACUGCGGCAAGAAGUUCCUGCGCAAGGACAAGUACAUGACGCAUCUGCGAUCGCACAAGAAGCACGUGUCAACAGACAGACAGACACUGCCACGGAGCAACGAGUGGCGCUACGCGGAGCGUCUUUACAGCCCCGGCAGAUUCAUGCGUGUGGAGUGCAAACUGUGCGGCUUGAGUUGCCAGCGCAUUCGGGAGUUGCGCGAGCACCUGGCGAGUCAUGUUCACAUUGAGACAUUGUCGAAUCUCAGCCUGGACAACGAUGUCAUCCGAGAGCAGUUUGGCAGCCAAUUAGAUUUGCAGCAAAUAAAGGAAAAGGUGUGCACGCAAAUUGCCAAAGGUCGCGAGCAACUGGAGAAUUACUGUGACGUUGUGAAUGCUUACGGCUAUGAGCAGUGCCUCAGCGAUUCGGAUGAGGAGGAGGAAGGGGAGCUGACUGGCAAAUAUCAAUGUCUGCGCUGCAAUGUCAGCUUUACACGGAAGCAUCAACUCAUGGGUCACACGCUCGAGGAGCACACGGACAGAAGUGAGACUCUUUUGGAACGCUGCAAUAUCUGUCAAAUUGGCUUUGUUUGCGCCAAGCUGCUGGAACAGCAUAAGCGCACGCAGUGUCUCAAUCCGCUGAAGCGUUACAGCUGCGAGAAUUGUCCUGGCAAGUUUAUUUGGCUGCAGAAUCUGCAGCAACAUGCAUGUUGCAGGGCGCAACCGGAUAUGCAGCAUCGGCGUUCGGAGCAGCAGCAGGCACCUCAUCACCAGAUCCAAUGUUGCCUGUGCAAAGUCCAACCCAGCAGCAUGGCUGCCCUACGCUCUCAUUUACUCACGCAUCGUGAUGGAUAUACCGGCAUUGAUCCGCAGCAGCAGUCUGCCUUCUUUCGCACCUAUUACGAUGAUGACGGCGCCGGCUGCCUGUCGGAGCUCAGGGCACGCAUCGCAGGCGAUUUUGAGGCACAGCUUUAUGGAAGAUAUUUCAAUGCGUGCACGGACAGCGGACAGGAACUGGACUUCAACGACUCUGACAAGGAGUGGAGCGAUGCGCCCAUUCUGCACAGCUGUGCCGUGUGUGGCGAGAGCAGAAUCCGUCUCGAUCAGCUGCUCCAGCAUCAGCAGAGCCAGCACAUAGACCUAGCGGGCAGCCUGCCUCAUGUCUGCUCCGAUUGUGGAUUGGGCUAUGUGGCCGAGUCGCUGCUGCAACAGCAUCGUCGUCGCAUCUGCGCCAAGCUGCAUGCCAAGUACGAGUGCCCACUUUGCAGUCACCGCUUCUAUUGGCACUCCAACUACGAGCGGCACAUUCAGGUGCAACAUCCAACGGAUACGAAGCAGGAGCAGGAGAAGAGCAAGCUGCAGUGCAGCGAGUGCGAUAAGGUGUUUAUCUGGCCCAAGGAUUUGACGCGCCACAAGCGCAUGCAUCAGUCGCAGGUGCAGUUCGAAUGCGCCCAUUGCGAUCGCAAGUUUCAUCGCAAGGAUGGCCUUAAGUCGCACAUGCGGAUGCACGGCGAGCAGCCGACGUCGUCUCUCGGUGAGCAGCUGCAGCGCAUGCCGAUGGUAUUGAACCAGCUAUGUCGCCCCAAUGGCUGCAAGCAGAUCAAGUGCAUGAUUUGCCUGUCGCAGCACACAAAGAUCUCCGAUUUGCGAACUCAUUUGACGAGCCAUCAGUUGACGCUGUGUUUGGCCGAGGAGCGAGGCAUCGCAAAUAUUUGUCGUGCUCUUUAUCCGGAGCUGAGCACGCCACUGAAUCAGCAGGCAUUGAUCAAGCGCAUCCAGCGUGAUCUAACCAACGACUUGGAGCUGGAAAGAUUCGUUUCGAUAACCAACGAGGCGGGCAUCGAACUAAGCCUGGACAGCAGCGAAACGGACACGGAUUCGGAUUAUGCAGUAGAAACCGAACGGAGUAGCACGGAACGCCGUUACAGCUGUGAAUUGUGCCAGGUGCAGGUGAUGCGGAAGCAUCAGCUAUAUGCCCACCAGCUGGAGCAGCACACGUGGCACCAGACGACGCACGUGUGCAGCCACUGCCAGGCGAGAUUCGUGAAUGAGCAGCUGCUGGAGCAUCACUAUAGCACCCUCUGCCGCAAUGCCCAGCGGCGUUUCCUGUGUCGCAAGUGUCCAUUGCGCUUUCGCUGGCGCGAUAAUCUGAAGCUGCACAAUAGUGUGGCGCAUCAGGAGCGGGGGACUGUGGAACAGGACUCCAAUGUGGACAUUCAGUUGCGUAUGUUGCCCGUGGUUAGCUACGACUGUGUCGAGUGCAAGCGUAGCUUCAAAAUGCAAAAGGAUCUCACACGGCACACCCUGAUGCAUGCCAAGGAGUCGAGCAUCUAUCGGUGUCGCUGGUGCGCACGACGCUUCUAUCGCGAGGCGAAUCUGCUGCAGCACAUCGAGCGACAUGGCAUCAGCGCUGACCAGCUGCCCUAUGCGGAGGCCCUGCUCAACGCCAGCCGGCAUCCGCAUGGUCCGAAGUGCAUCCAGUGUCGCGUGUGUGAAUUAUCCUUUGGCAGCAUUGCGGCACUGCGUUCGCAUCUGCAAUCGUCGCCAGUUGGCACUCAUCAUCCGAUUGAGUCUAUGGCCAACUAUUCGAUCACCAAUCAGCUUGGCUACGAGCUGCACCUGGACGACUCCGAAACGGAUGAGGAAGCCAAGCCGGCCGGCACUCCGGCGCAUUACACGUGCGGCAUGUGCCAGCUGCGCUGUGUGCGCAAGUUUGAACUGCAUCAGCAUCAGCAGGCCAUGCAUCGUCUGGAGCGUAUCGCCGACGGCUGCAAUCUGUGCAUCUUCAAGAGCGUCUCGCCCGAUCUGAUUGCCUAUCAUCGGCGUGUGCUGUGCGAGAACACGGAGAAGCAGUUUAAGUGCUCUAAGUGCAGCUACAAGUUUAUGUGGCAGUCGAAUCUGGUGCAGCACAUCCAACUGCAGCAUCCCAGCAGCGAAGAGUCGCCAACAAAAACAGCAAUGCCCAAGACCGUGCCCGAUAUUGAUAACGUUGAAUGCCACAUCUUCCAGUGUGGUCAGUGUCCCAGUAAAUACAAUCGUAAGGAUCGCCUCACCGCCCAUGUGAAAAAGUGUCACACAGCUGGCGCAACUGCGUUAACAAAAUCGGCAAAAGCGGCUACCAAGCAGCAGAAGAGUUUUCUGUGCGCCUUCUGCGGCAAGGCGGUGAGCUCAUCCUCCAAUUUAAUCAUACACAUACGUCGGCACACCGGCGAGAAGCCGUUCAAGUGUGAUUACUGCGACAUGGCCUUUCCGCGCUCUUCCGAUCUCCAGUGCCAUCGACGCACCCACACCGGCGAACGGCCCCACAUCUGCACCGUCUGUAAGAAGGGAUUCGCUCGCUCAUACAAGCUGCAGCAGCACAUGCGCAUCCACAACGGCGAACGGCCCUACAAGUGCACCUUCUGCGACAAGAGCUUCACCCAGUCCAAUGACCUCACCCUCCACAUCCGACGCCACACGGGCGAACGACCUUAUCAGUGCAAUACUUGCGGCGAGCGAUUCAUUCAGGGCACAGCGCUCAAGAACCAUCGACAGCAGAAUGGCCACUACGAGACGGAAGUGGAUCAAUCGAAGGAUGACUAACUUCGGCCAGAAAUAUGUUUAAAAUAAAAAAUGCAACAUUUAUGCAAAUGCAGCGUGAGAAUUGAGUCUUUUUGUUUGUAUUUUAAUUUAAAUUAAAUCUCCUAUCAAAAGUAUCGAUUUAUCAGCAAUUCGUUUCAAUAAAUCGAAGCAUUAGCUGAUAUUGAAUAUA
Molecule: messenger RNA, 4551 nt
Organism: Drosophila grimshawi
Lineage: Eukaryota; Metazoa; Arthropoda; Insecta; Diptera; Drosophilidae
Product: zinc finger protein 91
Exons: 5
Coding region: 90-4382 (1430 amino acids)
Biological process (GO): regulation of transcription by RNA polymerase II
Cellular component (GO): nucleus
Molecular function (GO): DNA-binding transcription factor activity, RNA polymerase II-specific; RNA polymerase II transcription regulatory region sequence-specific DNA binding; zinc ion binding
Source: RefSeq, a predicted model, not a curated record